Molecule: messenger RNA, 4162 nt
Organism: Parasteatoda tepidariorum (common house spider)
Lineage: Eukaryota; Metazoa; Arthropoda; Arachnida; Araneae; Theridiidae
Molecular function (GO): protein binding
Source: RefSeq, a predicted model, not a curated record
AGUGAUGUUGGAAGGAAAAGUGUGUGUGUGUCUCUUUGCUAUCGAAGCGCGUGACGUUCGCAGCUAACACCGUUCCCCAUUUUCCCCUAAACGGCUAACUUUUGCGUGAAAGUAUGGGAGGAGAUAUCGACAGGGUUUCACGCAUCAUUUAGGGGGAAUUUUAGGGAUAUACGUGGAGUGCUUUUUAUCCCUAUCUAUCUUCUUUUAAAAAAAAAUACUAAUUCGUUGUAAAAAAGGAGCAGAAAUAACAAAUGCUAUGAAGUUUCUGUUGGAUUUCAACGAAGAAUGGAUAAAGUAAAACUAUGCUUUCAUUGGGUGGACAAACUAUAUGCUAUCUCAAACGAUGGCAAACCUUCUGUCCACCCUGAUUAUAAUUAUUUUAAGUUUUACCGGAAAUGACUGCAACGAAGCUUGUAGCUUCAACCGCCUGUGCACUUGUCGUAAAAGUCACCACGAAGUCAUCUGCAGGGGCGUACCCUUCUCCGAUUUCCCAUCUCUCCCAGCAGAAGCCAUAUAUCAGGUGACUAUCAUACGCUCAGGUUUAGAGAUAUUGAAUAAUAAUCUGUUUGAAGGCACAAACGUAGCAUCCUUGCAUUUAAUGCAGAAUAACAUCAUUUAUAUUUCUCCUUGGACAUUCAGUGGUUUGGAAAAUAUUCUGACUACUCUAGAUUUAAGUCAGAAUCAGAUAAAUGAAUUUCCACUUCAGCCUCUCAGUUCACUGAACAAUCUCCAGUGGUUAAAUUUGAAAGGAAACCAUAUAGACGAUAUCCAUAACUUUAAGUGGACACAACUAAACUGCAAAAAUGUUCUCAGCAGCUUGUUCAUGGGUUCAAACUCCAUUACAACAAUUCCCGAGGGUGCCUUUUUGAGUCUCAUCAACCUUCGUUUAUUGGAUCUUGAGGGUAAUUUUGUUCAUGAUGUUGGAACGAACUCUUUCCCCUCCUAUUUAAGAUCUCUGUCCCUUUCCAACAAUAUACUGAAGAAAGUGCCUCUUCAUGCUAUAUAUUAUCUAAAGCACUUGCGCUUUUUGUAUCUAUCUGGUAACCUUAUCCAUAAACUCCCUUGCCCUUUCCAUUUGAGUGUCCAUAGUUUGGAGAAGAUGGAACUGAGCAAUAACUUGCUGACGCACCUUCCAGAAUGUGUGUUCAAUGGUUCUUUCACCAUUAAAGAGCUGCACGUGGAUUUCAAUUUCAUACGGACACUCUCUGCUCGGAGCUUUAAAGGGACGAAACUGGAAAGACUGGUUUUGGCAAACAACCGCAUAAUAAACAUACAUUCUGACGCUUUCGUUGGAAUUGAAACGACACUAAAAACGCUGGAUUUAAGCUUCAACUUGCUAGAUCUGUUUCCAUCUGCAAUCAAUGACUUGAAAUCAUUGAUUUAUUUAUCACUCAAAAGCAAUCUACUGCGGCAAUUAGGAAGAGGAGAUCUGCAUGGCUGUAGAGGUACGUUGGAGAUAUUAGAUUUAUCGGGAAACAUGCUGCACCAUGUUCCGAAGAAGACUUUAAAAUCCUUGUCAAAACUGGUCCGCCUCAGUCUCCAGGACAACCGGAUACAUAAAAUAUACAGAGAUGACUUUGAAGGCUGGGGUCAAAGCUUAACCAUGCUAAGCUUAGCCAAUAAUAAAAUGACAUAUUUAUCAGGAGGUUCAUUUAUUUAUUUAACAAAACUUAAAGAACUGAAACUUUCAUUUAAUAACCUUAUGUACGUUGAUCAAUUAGUGUUUUUACCGCUCAAGAAAACUCUAGAAGUUUUAGACUUAACUUCAGCAUUCUCUGAGUACAAUUACCCAGUGGAAACUUUCAUAAAAGACUUACAUAAUUUGGAAUGGCUUCAGUUGGACCACAAUAACAUAUCGCUACUCUCAUCAGCCAGUGUCGGUGAGCUGAAAAAGUUACGUCAUUUAGACGUUAGUGACAAUGAUUUAGCAGAUAUUUCUAGUGAGUUAUUUAAGAUGGCCUCUCAUACGUACUUAAGUACCGUCCAUUUAAGUCACAAUGAACUGAAAACUUUAAAAAGUGGUACAUUUGAAUCAAUUUCACAUUUGUCUACAGUGGUGUUGUACGAUAAUAAGAUAACUUCGAUUGAAAACUUUUCUUUUUCAAAUUGCCCCUACCUACAUACAAUUGUUUUGUCUGAAAAUGAAAUAUCUUCAAUUGAACCAUCAGCAUUCAAUAAUUUGACAAAACUAUCCAAUAUCUAUCUGCAAAAUAACUAUUUGGAUUUUUUCUCAUUCAAUGCGAUUGAUGGAGAAACUGGAUUGAUAUAUUUAAAUCUGUCCAAUAAUCAACUCAAAGAGCUAGAUCAUGCCAAUAAUUCUGCAUUCCCACUAAAGCUCCGAACUCUAGAUCUCACGAAUAAUCAGUUAUCUGUGAUACCGGAUUCCUUGUUUUUAAGUAGCAGUGAAUAUUUGCUUCAUUUGCUAGCCUCCAAAAAUAAUAUUUCAGAUCUUCCAAAGACUCUCCUACCGCACUUGCAAAUCCUACGCUUAUCUUGUAACUCUUAUAAUUAUCUGGACAGGUCAAGCUUUGACUGUUGCAGAUAUACACAAAUUUUAACAAUAGAUCAUAACAACAUAUCCGAUGUGAACAACCUGACUUUCAGAGGCAUGGAUAAAUUGCGAGUUUUGGAUAUAAGUUACAACAACAUCGGUGUGAUUGAGGAGGGAACGUUCGAUGACACCAAACUUGAGAGGAUAAACCUGUCCAGAAAUAGUCUUACCGAAUCUCCCAUAAAAGCAUUAACAUCGUUAAGACUGACUUUAAGAGACCUGGAUAUAUCGCAAAAUGCAAUACGAAACAUAUGUGCGGAUAGUUUUUCGGGUUUAAGCAGACUGCAGACUUUGAAUUUGUCUUCCAACAUUAUAUCCUUCCUUCAUGAACAGAGCUUCCACGGUCUGAGCAGCUUGAUUGAACUAGACGUGUCCCACAAUCCACUGCAAAAAAUACUCCACGAAAAUCCUUUGAUAUCAUUGGUUUUAUUGCGAUCACUCCAUUUGCAGAACGCUAGUUUAAUAUCUGUGUCUACAUUGCCGCUUCCGCAUCUUCAUCUGUUGAAUUUGAAGGAUAAUUUCCUGUACAACAUGUCUCAACAUGUUUUUGAGAAGUGUCGGAAUUUAAGGAACUUGGAUAUAUCUGGUAACUUACUGCAGAGUGUUCCCAUGCAUCUUUGGAAUAAGAUGCGCAAGCUCUUCGUAUUAGACAUAUCUCGAAAUCCCAUAGAAGUGCUGGGGAUAAGUAGUUUCUCUGGAUUGGUUAAACUCAAAUACUUGGAUAUAAGUGGCCUUCUGCUGAAGAGAUUGGAUUCUCGGACACUUUAUGAAUUAAGAUUCCUAACCUCAAUCAAAACAGAUUCCUAUGCUUCCGUUCGUUCCUUCCGCCUCCAAGAACUCCUUUCCCAAGCAUCGGCACUCAAGAAAGUGGUCAUCAACAUAGAAGAGUCCAUCUUGUCUCAUCAAGUCCAGAGGGCAUUUGGAACCAAGAUACGAGAACUCGUCAUCAAUGGGCAGAACUUGAAAAAGAUACUACCCGACGCAUUUGCCGGACUUCAAACGCAUGAACUUAUUAUACGCAUAAGUGGAACAAUGGUCAGCAAGUUUCCGGAUGGUCUGUUGAAAUAUUUACCCGAUGUCCGGUAUUUGACUUUGGACUUGAGGAAUAAUCGACUGACUUCGAUGGCGCCAGAAGUAUUGGCUGCUGUUACGAGAGAUGGUACAGAUGCUUAUCAAACUCAACAUAUAACAGGCGGUGUGCUACUCGAAGACAACCCGUGGAAUUGCAGUUGUGAGCUGUUGUGGUUAGGUCGAUGGAUGAGACGGUGGUUAAGAGAAACAUUCCACGUUCAUAUGCUGAGUGUCGAAGCGGCCAUAUACGUCAACACAGUUUCCAGAAAGGCCACGUGUUCAAUUCAAGGGACUAACACCUCCAUCGCUAUCGUCGAUUUGAGAAAAUCGAAUGUCAACUGCGAGGCUGUAACGAGCGCAGCGUCUUGUGUCUGUGGUACACUAGGAUCAGUAGUGGCAUGUUUGCUCACAAUGUUUACCUUGCUCAAUUACUGCAAGUCUUGUCUCACAAUAUAAGGUGUUCAUAUCAUGAUUUAAGUUGCAAUGUUAUCACUUAACUGAAUGUGAAAUGAAAUAAAAGUAUUAUUGAUGACGUCAGAA